Messenger RNA from Caenorhabditis angaria, 4076 nucleotides. Lineage: Eukaryota; Metazoa; Nematoda; Chromadorea; Rhabditida; Rhabditidae. The record is from the annotation of a GenBank genome assembly.
AUGGAGCUGUUCAAAUCUCCAAUUUGUUCAACUUCUUCAAAUAUGAUGACUGAAGAAGAAUUCGAACCAUAUGUAAGAAGAAAAAGAGCAGAAGGAGCUAAUCGAAAGAAAAUGCAAGGAUUGAAUGAACAGGUUAGUUUUCCAAAUACAAUUUCCUAUUUACAGUUUUUCUGAAUAUUCAUGAUAACAGGAACAAAAUCUUUUACGAAACUCAAUAAAUAGUCGAGAACGUCGUCGAAUGCACGAAUUGAAUGAGGAAUUCGAAACAUUACGAGAAUGUUUACCGUAUUCAAACGAUGCAAAUUCGAGAAGAAUGAGCAAAGCUAAUACAUUAUUAUUAGCUUCAAAUUGGUGAGUUGAAAUUACGGUAUAGAGAAAAUGCAAAAAUAAUUUUGAAUUACAGGAUUAAACAACUUCAAAAUGCGAAUCAUUUGUUGCAGGCUGAAUUGACCGCAGCUAGAGCUCAAGUAGGUGAAAUAAUGUUGUUUUUUUUGUAAAUUUAAAGUUUGGAUCCGUUAGCACAUUUUCCAUCUAUCGAAUUUGUUGUUGAAAAAUUUGAGGCUUAGAGAUUUGAAGUAGUAAUUUACACACUGUGCUAUCGAAAUUAUACCCGUCAAAAUAUUUAGUUCUAGUUAUUUAAAUUCUGCGAACCAGCUAGCCUAUAUAAAAUUUGAAAUCCAUUUUCUAAAUAUUUUUUUGGGAACAGGAGAAAAAUUACUCUAAUAAUCAGAGUUUUGAAAAAAUUUCCCUGAUCGAAUUUGCAAAACACUUACCCUAUUGAAAUUAUAUAGAAUAUCCAUAAAUAUCUUCUGCCAAAACUAUCCGAAAUUCGUCUUCCUUCAAAAUGUUUCGAAUUCAACAUUUUUUCAGCUAACUUCUUUGAUGAAACUCAAAAUCGAUGAACCACCAAAAACUUCUUCAAAAUGCUCAAAAUGUCAACAAAAUGUUUGUUUUUCUGUUUCAUGUAUCACAUCCUCAUCUCCUUCUCCAUCUUCAUCCAAUUCUUCAUAAAAAAUAAACACACUGCGGGACCACUAUUUUCUUUUUCUUCUCUUUUCUUUUGUAUAAAUUUGCAUCUGUCUGUCUAUAUUCAAUCUGAAUACACUAAAUCAUUUUUAUGUUAUUAUUAAUAAUGUGUUUUUAUAAUUUAAUGAAUAAAUGAAUAAUUGGAUAAGUUUUUGUGAGCGAAAACAUUGAAGAAAAAGGAUAAAAGAUUACUGUAGAAUUGUUUGAAUUGCCAAAAUGGGGUGUCACAAAUUAGAAUUUGUUAACGACUUUAAAUGUUAACGACAUACCGCCUUUCAAUGGUUUCCAACUGAGAAUGUGAUUACUGUAGAACACAUAAAACUAAUGAAAAAUUACAAUAAUCCGGUUUGAUUGUAUACUUUGUAAGAUAGAAUAAUUUCAGGAAAUGUUGUGAUAAAAUACUUUUAUAUAGUUACUGUAACACUUGUUAUUCUAACUUUAUUUGUUCGUUUACGAAAAUACAUCUGUCCGAUUUUAUCUGAUAAAACUUGAACAAUUAAAAAACCACUUUAUUUCCUAAAAAUUGGUAUCUGCUCAAUAAAUAUGACACCUUUUAACUAAUCGUUUAGUAUACUUCAAUACAAUUAUUCUACCAGAUCACCUUAUUUUUUCUCACCUGUUUCCUAUCUCAUCUACAACUACAGUAUCCUUUAACCACCUGCUGACUUUUUCACUCGUGUUAAUCUAAUUUGGCUUAUGUCGCCUGUCGACAAUACUUUUAGAACUUGCGCAAUAUAUUCAUAAGCCAAAAUUGCGCGAGGUAGUUAUUAGAAGGAUUAACUAAGGAUUUGAGUUGUGAAAGUAGAAACAUGUGUUAUUUUUCCGGUGUGAAAUAAUAUCUGAUGUAUUUACAGAAAAGACGAAUUCCACUUGAUAUUGGAGAAACAACAAUUAUCAAAUUAUUUCAAAAAUUGAAAAAUUUGAAUAUAUUCGAAAUGAGAGAAAUGGUUCGAACUCAUGAAGAAUUAGAAUUUAUCAGAGAUUUAAUUAAUUGGGUGAGAAUUUUAUUUUUUGGAGAAAAAUCAAUUCAAAAAUCAUGAAUUUCAGAAAAAGAACAAAAGCCUACCAAAACUACUUUAUAAAUUAACAAAUCCAAUUCUUCAACCAACACCAAUUCAAGAAAAACUCGAAAAUUUUGCAAACAAUUUGCUAUCUUCUAACAAAAUGUAUACUCGAAAAACCUUGGAUUAUCCUAACAAAAACAUAAAAAAUAUUCGUGAUACUAUUGUGAAACGAAAAGAUUGUGAAAGGUAUAUUCGAAGAUUUUUGAAUUCACUCAAGUUCGAUGAUUUGGUUGGUGAGAAUAAUCGAGAAGUUUUGGUAAAAUGGGUCACGGAUAUUUUUUUCGGUGUGAAAGUUGGGACUUUUCCAGAUAUUGAUUUCAAAACAGGUUAGUUUAUUUAAAACUAUUAUUUCGGAAUCGAGAAUGAGACAUUCCAGCGCCAAUAGCUCGAUGUUUCAAAUCAAAACAAGUUUGUUCUCAAAUUUCCCAUCAAGGAGAUAAACGAGCUCUUCAAAUAUUUACAGUGAAAAAUCUAAUGUCGGUGGCUGGAUUUGUUGUGAUUUACAAACUAACGUUAGUUUAUUUUUAAAGAGGGAUAGCGGGAAUAAACAGGUUGAUCUUAUGUUAAAUGAAGUUGAACUUCUGGAAUCGCAAAAAAAUUCGAGUUUCAAACUUAAUUUCAAAAUUUCAGAAAAACCUUCCGUUAUAUUCAACAUGAAAAAGAGAUGACAAACUGCUGGAAAAUCGGAAUACAAAAAUUUUUGACAAAAGAAAAACAAAAUUUCAAAAGAAUGUAUGGAUUGAAACUAAUUCCAGCCGAAGCAAAAGUCUCAAAAAUACCAAGAAUUAAAAUGAAAAUCAGCAAAGUAUCACUUCGCCCAAUUUAUUAUGCUCCAAAACGAAAUAAUUGGAAUAUUUCACAUUUUCAUCAAGAAGUUAAUGCUGUUCUCAACCAUAUUUGUGAAAAACAAGGAGUUCAAUUUGAACGUAAGAAAAUUUCCGAAAUUGUUUUUUGAUAAAAUUCAGAAUUUUCAGCAAUUCGCGCAACUUUUACUGGACUCCGUCAAUUUCUUGUUCGAAAAAUGAAACAAUUUGUGGAUCUCAGAAAAAUGAAACUACAAUCGGCUGAUAUUUCGAAAUGUUAUUCUAGAAUUGAUCAUAGAAAAAUGAUGGAAAUUAUAGAAAAAUGGACACCGAAUGGGUUCGGAAUAUUGAAUUACCUAGAAAGAUUUGAAUCAGAAAAUUUACAGAUUGAUUUUUGUUCAAAUCGGAUGGGCUGAAAUUACAAAGUCAGCAAUUGUUAAUCGAAAAUUCAAAACAAAGAUCAGAAUUUGUGCAGCGGGUUCUACAGAAUUGGAAGCGAAACAAUUAUUAUUAUGGAAAGCAGAGAAAAGAGAAGCGAAAAUUUGUGAAAUCAAAGAAUUCAAAGCAUUUUCGAGAAAUGAAAUCAUAAAUACUUUUCGAACUAUUUUGAAUGGAUUUGGUGUUCGAAUUGCAAAUGGAAAUUAUCAAAUUACAAAAGGAGUUCCUCAAGGACAUACCUUAUCUCCAAAUUUGGCAAAUGUGAGUUGAUAGAAAAUAUUAAGAAGCGCUUCUUUGAAAAUCUUAAAAUUCAGAAAUGAUCAUUUUUUCGAACAAAACAAUAAUUUUAAAAAUAAGGUCACGUGUGGAAAAUUUUUUAAAGCUUAAUUUCAUUACUAAUUGUAAAAUUAAAAUCUAGUGAGAAAAUUACCAAAAAAAAACAACGUAAUUUCAGAUGUAUCUGGCUGAUUUUGAAAGAAAAUAUUGGACAGAAAUUAUUAGAGAAGAUGAAGUUUUUGUUGGAAGAUAUUUCGAUGAUUUCCUGAUGUGUGCAACAAAUCAGCAUAAACUUGAUUUUCUUAUGAAUUCAAUCACAAAACCAAAUGAAUAUGGUAUAAUUGCGAAAAAAACCAAAAGUAAAACAAGUAAACGAGGAAGUUCAAUUAUUUGGUGUGGAAAAAAUAUCGAGUUCUAUAAAUUGGCGUCUUUAACUGGAUUAGCUUUUGAUCAAUCAACAUUCGUAUAA